AUGUCGCAUACCACAAGCGCCAUGCUAAGUAGAGCACAGUCCUCCAUCGUUGUCGCAGGUGCGACAGGUCGGCUCGGCUAUGUCAUUACAGAGACACUCCUAACGACAUUCAAACCCUUUUUUCAUCGUGUUGUGGCGCUUACUCGAGACGCGUCUUUGUCAAGAGCACAAACACUUGCUGCACUCGGAGCUGAAGUCACUCAAAUCCGUCUAGACGAAGAACAUUCCGAUAAUAUAAAUGACAAUCUGCGAAAUGCACUAAAGGGGACAGAUAUAGUUGUGAAUGUCCUGGGUGUUACAAGUGCACGUGUGAAAGACGUAGUUGCAGAAGCUGCAAUUGAGGCAGGAGUGAAAGUGUAUUUUCCGAGCGAGUUCGGAGUUGAUCACCGCCUAAACGACUUCCCGGGCUUCGACCAUCCCGAAUGGAUCAAAAAACGCAAGCAUCUCGACUAUGUGAACGAGAUUGCUGCAAAGAAAGGAGAUGUCAAAAUCAUCUCUGUGUACAAUGGCCUUUUCCUCGAAGAUUCAUUUAAUGUUACAGAGUCGAGGUACGGGGUCGACUUAUCUUCUCGGACGAUCACGGCUCUCGGUUCUCCCUCCUCUCGGGCGACAUUUACAAGCAAAGUCGAUAUUGCUCGUUCAGUCGCUCAACUCGCGAUUCUCGCAAUGCUUUCGCCUGCUACACUCUCCGAUAACGUCCCGUCCCAUGUUCAUAUUUCUGGGUGCACUCGCAGCGCCGAGGAGAUUGCUCAUGCACUAAGCGUGGUCUUGUCAAGGACAAAUGAAUCAGACGAACGCGAAACGAAAGUUGAAAUGAAGACCGAGGACAUUGAGCAAACGCGCGAGAAGCUCAAGUCAGACAGUGAAGCUGGAAAUGUUGGAUCACCACCUGGAUACAUCCGUGUCCUCAUGGGCGAGGGUAAACUUGAUUUUUCUGCAGAGAAUGUUAAUGAGCUCGUCAAUCCAUCUGGGAGGCUCUGGAAGUGGAAGUCGGUCGAGGAAGCAUUGAAUGAUUUAAUUACUUAACAAGAUAUCUAACUACUGCACUGCUAAUAAAAGAAUGCUUUUGUAGUUGUAUCAAAUUUAGAUCAGUACUACUGAUUAAUAUUGAAUAUACUCUUGUUGAA
Molecule: messenger RNA, 1127 nt
Organism: Fomitiporia mediterranea MF3/22
Lineage: Eukaryota; Fungi; Basidiomycota; Agaricomycetes; Hymenochaetales; Hymenochaetaceae
Product: NAD-binding protein
Exons: 6
Coding region: 1-1026 (341 amino acids)
Source: RefSeq, a predicted model, not a curated record